Messenger RNA from Anoplophora glabripennis (Asian longhorned beetle), 1750 nucleotides. RefSeq names its product lysine-specific histone demethylase 1A. The transcript is spliced from 5 exons. The record is from RefSeq and is a predicted model, not a curated record. Bases 89 to 1750 code for a protein of 553 amino acids. NCBI's taxonomy places the organism in Eukaryota, Metazoa, Arthropoda, Insecta, Coleoptera, Cerambycidae. Gene Ontology annotation, molecular function: protein binding; oxidoreductase activity.
UAUUCCAAAUAAAAACAAUAUUUAAAUAUAUCUGUUUUCGGAUUGUACAAAAACUUAAAAAAAAAGUGAAUUCAACUUAUAUACAAAUAUGAGCCGCAGAAAGAAAGUCAAGAUUGAAUAUAAGGAAAUGGAAGAAAAAUAUAAUAACAUUGAGGAGGAUAAUUUAGCAGAUAGUACAGAUAAACAUAAAAAUCAGCAGAACGAGAAAAAGCUUAAUAUUGGUGCAGGUACUUCGAAGGUAACCAAGAAGGAAUCCAAGAGGGAAGACAUAAAGAAAGAGGAUGAAAAGAAGAAAGAAGACCCAGAGUCAGAGUUAGACGAUCCCGUAAUAAAAGAUCUAUUCUCGGGCCUAGAAGGAGCAGCCUUCCAAAGCAGAAUGCCUUUUGACAAAAUGACAUCCACUGAAGCCGCUUGUUUCCCAGAUAUCGCCAAUGCUGCACUGCAAACUGUCAAAGUGUACCUAAACAUUAGAAACCGCAUAUUGCAGAUGUGGCUAGAAAAUCCCAAACAGCAAUUAAUUCUGGAGCAUGCAAUCGAUAAAAUGGAAGCACCGUAUAACAGCGACAUUCACCUCUUAAAACGAGUGCACGCAUUUUUAGAAAGAAACGGUUUUAUAAACUAUGGAAUCUUUAAGCGACUCAAACCUAUACCAGCCAAGAAAUACGGUAAAGUUAUAGUUAUAGGAGCAGGAAUCGCUGGUCUAGCAGCGGCCCAGCAACUACAACAGUUUGGGCUGGAAGUUAUCGUCCUAGAAGCCAGGGACAGAGUAGGUGGAAGGAUAGCAACGUUUAGAAAAGGAAACUACGUAGCAGAUCUAGGCGCUAUGGUAGUUACAGGCCUUGGAGGUAAUCCUGUAACGACCCUCAGUAAGCAAAUCGACAUGGAACUACACAGAAUCCGCCAGAAAUGCCCGUUGUAUCAGUCCACGGGUGUGACCGUGGACAAAGAUAAAGAUGAGAUGGUCGAACGUGAAUUUAACAGACUUUUGGAAGCAACUUCGUAUUUAUCGCACCAGCUAGACUUCAACUAUGCAGGAAACAAGCCUGUCAGCUUAGGCCAGGCUCUGGAAUGGGUGAUUAAAUUACAGGAAAAACACGUCAAAGAAAAGCAGAUCCAGCACUUGAAAUCCGUGAUAGCCCUGCAGGAGAAAUUGAAAACAAAUCAGAAAAUGCUCAUCAACGUAAAAGAACAGAUGCAAGAGAUCAAUGCCAAAGUAAAAGAGAUGGCAGUUAUCGAGAAACGUGACAUCCAAGAAGAAUUUGUGUAUCGCAGCGGUAUAAAAGAUUUGAAUACUCUGGCGAGCGAGUGGGACCAGCUGCAGGAGCAAGCGAAGGAGAUCGAGGGGAAAUUGCAGGAGUUAGAAAACUCUAGACCGAGUGAUGUGUAUUUAUCUUCGAAGGAUCGUCAAAUAUUGGACUGGCACUUUGCAAAUCUGGAAUUUGCUAAUGCUACACCAUUGUCUAACCUGUCUUUGAAACAUUGGGACCAGGAUGAUGACUUUGAGUUCACCGGAAAUCAUCUAACAGAGAAUGUGGAAAUAGCCAAAGAAGAAAAUGAGACCGAAGGAGCUGCCGACAACAAAACAACUCAUGGAGAAGCCGUGCAAUGUUUUGACAAAUGUAUAACGUGGGCCAAUGAUAAUGGCGAAAUGUCUCACAACAUAUUUCUUUUAAAGGAGAUGCAGAUUAGAGCCAGAAAAUUAGAAAGUAAAUCCCUUUCACAAAGAAAAAUAACGGAUUUUUUAAAAUAA